UUGCGAGGUGCAAUUCACGUAGUGAGAGAGUAGUUUGGGUCGAGACUUAGCGGAGAAUUUACCGGAAGAUUAGGAGGGGCAUGAAUUAUCAAUUUAAAUUUCAUAAACUAAGCUAUGUAGGGGGGCAUGAACUGAUUCCAGUGGCUGGAACCGGCCCCUUUAAAAUGAGGUACUAAGUCACUGAUUCAGAUACGUCCAGGCUCCAUCGCUACCCUCUGCUCAGCUGCAACAAUGACAAGGGGAAAGUGGUUCAGAUACGUCCCUUCCCGCCUCCACCUUCGCCGGUCCUUCUCUUCGGACUGUCUUCACCCGGCCCCAUUUCAUCCUCCUCGAAGAGUUGUCGUCACUGGUAUUGGCAUGGUGACACCACUUGGCUGUGGGGUCAAAACUACUUGGAAGAGAUUGAUAGAAGGUGAAUGUGGUGUAAGAGCAAUAACUAUUGAUGACUUGAAGAUGAAUGGUUUUGAUAGAGAAGUCCGGCUGUCAGCAUUUGAUCAGCUGACAUCAAAAGUUGCCGCGGCAGUGCCUUGUGGAACUAGCCCAGGGGAAUUUCACGACGAGUUGUGGCUCAAUUCCAAAGAGCAUAGAUCAGUUGCAAGGUUUAUAGGGUAUGCACUAUGUGCUACUGAUGAAGCCCUCAAGGAUGCUAAUUGGAUACCCUCCACAUUGGAUGAAAAGGAACGGACAGGAGUCUCCAUCGGUGCUGGGAUUGGAAGCAUUGUCGAUAUAAUGGAUGCAUCCAAAAUGAUAUGCGAGAAGAGUCUACGACGGAUCAGUCCAUUUUUCAUCCCACGGAUACUUAUUAACAUGGCUUCAGGCCAUGUGAGCAUGAAAUAUGGGUUUCAGGGACCAAACCAUGCUGCAGUGACAGCUUGUGCUACGGGGGCUCAUUCAAUUGGAGAUGCUGCUAGGAUGAUUCAAUUUGGUGAUGUUGAUGUCAUGGUUGCUGGAGGGACAGAAGCCAGUAUUGAUGCUUUAUCUAUUGCAGGGUUUUGUAGGCUAAGAGCGUUGACUACCAAGUAUAAUUCUACACCACAAGAAGCUUCAAGGCCAUUUGAUUGUGACCGGGAUGGAUUUGUCAUCGGUGAGGGUUGUGGUAUUUGUGUGUUAGAGGAAUUGGAACAUGCAAAGAAGCGUGGGGCUAAGAUAUACGCUGAGCUUCGUGGUUAUGGAAGCUCAGGUGAUGCAUAUCAUAUAACUCAACCACAUUUAGACGGGCGAGGUGCUAUUUUGGCAAUGACUCGUGCUUUGAAGCAGUCUGGUCUUCGUCCUAACCAAGUGGACUACAUAAAUGCACAUGCGACAUCCACACCUUUGGGUGAUACUGUGGAAGCUAAUGCAAUCAAACAUGUAUUUUCCGAUUAUGCGACUUCACGAGAUCUCGCCUUUUCCUCGACUAAGGGUGCGAUCGGGCAUUUACUUGGAGCAGCCGGAGCUGUAGAAGCUAUUUUCACUGUAUUGACGAUACACCAUGGAAUUGUGCCUUUGACACUCAACCUUAAAAAGCCGGACUCCAUAUUUACUAAACAUUUCAUGCCAUUGACAACCUCAAAACAAAUAGAGGUUAAGGCUGCGUUGUCGAACUCGUUUGGUUUUGGGGGAACAAAUUCAUCUUUGCUUUUUGCUUCCAUUAACUAAUGGGUGGGGUUCCCAUGACAUUAGAACCCCAUGGCAUGGGAUGACUCGGGGGUGCUCCGGUGCUCUUUUCGUAAAAUUGACGAGUCCUAUCUCCCCUAACCCCCUCGGUAAACCUUGGCAAAAAUAAUAAUGCAUUUUUACCUUUGACCAAACUAACAACCAAUUUUGUUUAUUGUAUUCUUUCUCUAGUAUAUGUGGGUUACUCACACCCUCCCCAAACACUACAUACACACACCUUCUCCAGACCCUAGUUUUUUUGGG
This is a messenger RNA of Cuscuta campestris, 1899 nucleotides long. Lineage: Eukaryota; Viridiplantae; Streptophyta; Magnoliopsida; Solanales; Convolvulaceae. The record is from the annotation of a GenBank genome assembly.